AUGAAUGUAACGGAUAGUAUUUUCGAUAAGUUGGCAGUAAACUACCAGACUACAACGUUUUCAAUUAAUACAAGUAAACCUCAAGUAAUUGUUAGAAAUGAUUACAACUUCUACUGUUUUCUGGGCUCUCAAGAUUAUUUGUACCCUUUCCAAGCAAUUAACUGUUUCAUCAAUCCUUUGUUAUCUCUCUUGGGGCUCUUUAUCAAUGGACUAUGUCUGAUCAUACUGACCAAAAGUGGACUCAGGAAGACGUCUAACAUUUUGCUUUUUGCACUAGUUUUGGCUGACUCCAUGAAUAUGUUUACAAACCUGGAUUUUGGCGACAAGAUUCGAUUAUUUGGACCAGUUAAGUCCAAACCUGGCUACUGCACAUUUGAGUACGAUACCACAAUGAACCAGUUUCUCUACGUCUCACAGCAAUUUUUUAUCUUUGUAGGAUUUUGGGGCCAAACAAUCAGCGUUUCGAUCCCGAUGAUUAUUACCAUCGAACGAAUAUUGGCUGUGUACUUUCCCGUGACGUUUACUAGGAUAGUCAACAUAAAAUCAGUUAUUGUAUCCUGUGGUAUAGCUUACAUCAUUUGGCUACCCUACGCCAUUGUCCAGACGUUUUACAGGCGAUUGGACUACAUCCAGCUGUCCAGCGGAAAUAAAGUUGCCUUUAUCACCAGCACCGAAUUUCUGAUUAAAAAUUUCAGCAUACUGUUUACGUUCGUAGCAUACGCCCUGGAAGCUUUGAUGUCAUGGGUGCCCAUCUGUUUUAUCAGUUUAGGCUGCGUUCUCAUCGGCAUCAAGGUCUAUGUUUCCAUCUCUCAUCGGCGGAAGCUGACCAACGUGAGCAAAAAGCACAACUGGUCACCCAGAACCACUCGGACUCUAGUGACCACAUGUCUUAUAUUCGUUAUCACCCACACCAUUACCGCACUGAUUAGCGUGCUUACAACAGUGGAUCUCAAAUCUCCAUUAUUGACUUUUCUAAUUGUGGAAAUAUCAGCGUUUCUCAACAUCCUUUGCUGUACCAGCAACUUCCUUGUCUAUUUCCUCUGUAAUGAUAAACUUAGUAAAAUAUUCUUUGAUUUGAUUCGUACAAGAAAAAAUAGCAACGUUUAG
This is a messenger RNA of Biomphalaria glabrata, 1107 nucleotides long. RefSeq lists its product as uncharacterized. Lineage: Eukaryota; Metazoa; Mollusca; Gastropoda; Planorbidae. The transcript has a single exon. Gene Ontology annotation, cellular component: membrane. Gene Ontology annotation, molecular function: G protein-coupled peptide receptor activity. The record is from RefSeq and is a predicted model, not a curated record. Bases 1 to 1107 code for a protein of 368 amino acids.